GUGACAGAGUCAAUCAAUUCAUUGUCCGUGGUACAAGAAGGCAAAUCACACGUAUACAGCCAUCAAAAAAGGAAAUACAUUUCACAGAAAGAGAAUUUUCACUUGAUUUCUGUACAAAUAAAACGUAAAGUCGAAAUAGCAAUGAAUCCGUAUCAAAGUAAAGGAACUUGCUGUGGAAAGAUGAAGCGCAAAUGCAAGUGCAAACGAUCAGCCACAAAGGUCACUGUGAAGCAAGAAGUUGUGGUCAAAGAAGAACCCACGGAUGGCAUCGAAUUGCUUCAUUAUCCACUACCACCGUCGCCAGUCGAAGCUAAUGCCUCAAUCAAAUCAGAGAGCGAAAGUGACAGCGAUUUUGAUCCUGUGAAGAAGGAAAUUAAGUGCGAAGACGAAUGCUUGACGAAAAAAGACGAAAAAGAUGAAGACGGUUGUUCGAAAGCUGAAGCAGAUAGAGAUGAAUUAGUUGGUAAAGACUCAAGCGAACCAAGACCAAAAUUGAACAACAAGGGAGCAAAUCGGAAACGAAAAGGCGACGUCAAGAAGAACAAAGGCGCAAAAAAAGAACGCAACGGGAAAAUAUCGAAGAAACCAGUGGCAAGUGCACAGAAGAAAUACAAGUGUCAUUUGUGUGAUUAUGCUUCAACGCUAAAAUCAGAUGUCACAAGACAUAUUCGAACCCACACUGGCGAGAAGCCCUUUGAAUGUGAAAUAUGUGCCUUGGCUUUUGCAGACAAAAGCAAUUUGAAAAAGCACAAGAAAAUCCAUGGUCCAAAAUGUACAUUCAAUUGUUCAAAGUGUCGUAGAGGAUUUACAGAAGAAGCUGAAAAAAUCAACCACGAGAAUGGAUGCAAAGCUCACCAGUACGCGUGCUACUUAUGUGGAACUACCACUUGUGAUGUGUCAAAUCUAAAGCGUCACAUGAGAAUCCAUAGUGGCGUUAAGCCAUUCAAAUGCCAUGUUUGUUCCAAAGCAUUUGUAAUCAAACAGAAUCUAAACAAGCAUUUGCGGACUCAUGUAAAACAGCUGCGGUUUGCCUGUGUCAAAUGUGGUGAACGAUUCGCUCAAGAAAAUGAAAAACAAUUGCAUGAUGAUCAAUGCAAAGGCCGACGAUACGAAUGCUAUCUAUGUCCAUAUCAAUGUUUUGCCAAAGGGAAUUUGAAACGACAUAUGCAAGCAAAACACUGGGGUGAAAAGCCAUUCCAGUGUGGUGUUUGUGAAAAGAGAUUUGUUCAAAAAGGCGAACUUAAGCGACAUUCGGCUACGCAUGCCAAACAACGUCCGUUUCGUUGUGCCAAAUGUUAUCGACCAUUUGCACAAGAAUACGACAAGAAUGCACACGAAGGACGCUGUAAUCGUCGCCUGCAUCAGUGCUACUUAUGUAAAGUUUCAAUGGUUCAUUCACAUCAAUUGAAGCUGCACAUGCGAAACCAUCAUACCGGUGAAAAACCAUUUCCAUGCAAACUAUGUGAUGCACGUUUUGCAAUGCAAGCAACUGCUAAACACCACAUGAAAACUGUUCAUCGUCAGAAGGAGUAACCGAAUAUUCAUCGGAAAGCAUUUAAAUCACAUAAAAUUCUUUACAAAACUUUUUACAUCUUUUUACAUACGAUCAAAAUUACAGAAUAAAGAUCAAAUAAAUUCAUACACAA
Molecule: messenger RNA, 1646 nt
Organism: Contarinia nasturtii (swede midge)
Lineage: Eukaryota; Metazoa; Arthropoda; Insecta; Diptera; Cecidomyiidae
Product: zinc finger protein OZF-like
Exons: 2
Coding region: 142-1533 (463 amino acids)
Biological process (GO): regulation of transcription by RNA polymerase II
Cellular component (GO): chromosome
Molecular function (GO): chromatin insulator sequence binding
Source: RefSeq, a predicted model, not a curated record